CCGGCCCCUCCUCCCGCCCCGCCCACUGCCCACCGCCGGCCCACCCGAGAAGUUGUAUGGACAUCGGAGGCUGUACAAUCCAAGGACUGAUAAGAAAGUCUUCAAGAAAAAUGCUCGUGGAUCCUACGCCAAAGAAAGCUUUACCUGUGCUAAUAACACAGUAUAUGAAACUGGCGAAGUGGCUUUCGCGAGUUACAAAAAAUUAUGUGAUGACAAUACAUGGACUGGCAUCGUGAACAAUUGGUACGAUAGUUUUAAUAGCAGUACAAAUCGCACUCAAAAGCUCAAUGACAACCGAAAUGUAAAUAUUGAAUCUGAAGCUACCCAACCGUUACUAAAUAUGGCUUUUCAUAAUAUUGAAUGUUAUAAAGGUGACUAUGAUUCAUUUCAAGAAAACGUUAAUGACUUUCAUCAAUUUAAUGUUAAUAAUAGAAAUAAUAAUGUAGUAGAAGUGAAAAUCAAAUAUCGUAAUAUCACCAAGGGACUGGUGCCGCCGAGUCACUCACUUAUAAACAAAAGAAAUAUAAGGAGUCUCACUAUUGGCGUGUCGAGUAAUUUUCGAGACCCCAAUGAAUCUGGCAUUAAAACAAUUGAAAUAAUAAAAAGCACUCAAUGUGACCCAAAAUCAUCACAAUCGGGCCCUAAUCGUAAGGAACGCAAAGUAAAAUCUAAAUUUCCAUCAGCUCAAGGUGACAAAAAUAACCCGAAAAUGUCACAGAAAAAGUGUCAAGUUUCUCAAAAUAUUCUUGAUAAACAAUACGCCUACAAAGGCUUUACAACGAGUAAAAUUAAUGAAGAUAAAGGUGUUUCUAUCGAUAAAGAAUGUGUAAAUCUCAAGCUUAAUGCAAGCAAUCAAGAUCCUGAAAUAACAUCAACAGGACCUGAUGCUUUUGAACGUGCGGUAUCCCGUGCCCUCGAAGCUAAAACAGCUGACGACAGCACAGAUUCCAUAGCAAAUGUAAACAAAAUAUCUCAAGAGACUAUUGAAAAAAGUGCACCGCCUAAAGCUUUGUCCAAGAUAGAUCCAAAGGAAGUAUCGUCUACUGUUGAGGUGGAUUCUGCAAUUCCGUUUAGUUGUAUCACAACCCCCGAGAUUGUGUCCAGCUGCAACACGACUACAUCGACCACACAGUCCGACGCCAUCGACCAAAAGCAACCUCGCAGCGUGAUUUCGAGUAACUUCAAUGGACUACCGCUCACUCGACCCAACUACGGCUCCACCGCCUCGACCACUGACGAGUACAAGAAAUCUCUAGACGAAAACGGCAAUGCAGUACAAGGAUUCAAUUCACCUCUAUCGGGCUCUAGUCAGCACAAGAAACCUCGAAGAAAGAAAUCGUCCAAAAACGAGACCGUCAUUAAAUCUCACCAGAUCGACGGCUACCAGGGAAAUAAGGAUCUCAACGAAGUCCUCCGCUUCAUCGAAUCGAACGCGGACGGCGCGCGCGCCCACAAACUCGGCAGAGCCAAACACAAGGACGACUCCGACGACAAGUGCACCAAAAAACGAUCGACCGAACGACGCAAGGACAAGGAGAGCAAGAUCAAGCGCGCCACCUCCAUGGAGGAGCUCUCCCGGACGAAGCUCGAGGACCUAACCGAUACCGACCCUCCGCUCCGCGCGGGCAAGGCGCGCGGUCCCGACGCGGCGCCCGCCAAACCCGAGCGGCGCUCGUGGGGCGACGACGCCCGCGCCGCGCUGCUGAUGCGCCCCGAGCCGCCCGCCGAUGCCGACGCCGCUGAUCCCGCCGCCGAGCUCACCGACUUCCAGACCGUCACCAAGAAGCGGAAGCCGCGCCGCCGCACCGACGAGGCGGAGCGCGAGCCGGCCACCGAGCCCGCGCCGCGCCGCCGCCCGCCCUCGCCCCGCGCACGCCGCAUCUCCGCACCGCCCUCCGACCGUAGCAACGACUCCAACGACGAUAUGGACUCCGUGCACUCGCUGCCGGCGGCCGGCACCCGCGCGCGGCACCCGCUGCCCGCGACCGCGGCGGCCCCGCCUGUGCCGCCCGCGCUCCCGGCUCCUCCCGCACCCGCCCCGCCCGCCUCGUACGCGGACAUCGCGCGGACCCGCCACAACAUCCCCGACCUCAUCGAGUCGUGCAACUUCUACGGCGAGGGCGAGGCCGAGAGCGCAGUCGGGGCGCGGGCGACGCGCGCGGACAGCGAGUACCCGGCGCUGGCGGGCGGACGGCGUGCGCGCGACAAGGCGGCGGGCGGCGGCCCGGCGGGCGAGGCGCCGGCGCCAGACGUGGUGGCCGACCGGCGGCCGGCCGUGGUGCUGCUGGCGGCGGGCGCGCGUGCGCGGGAGCUGGACGGCGUGACGUUCGGCUUCGACGUGAACGAGCAGCUGCUGGGCGGCGCACGCGCGGACGUGGUGCGCGACGCGGAGGCGGUGGGCGUGCGAGCGGGCUGUGCGGUGCUGCGCUACCUGCCACCGCCCGCGCACACCGCACACCACACACACCUCAUUGUCGACUACGUGCAAGCCGCUUGGGAAGACAUUAUGAAGUGCGGCAGCGGUAAAGUGAAAUAUUACAGCGACUAGUGCGAUC
This is a messenger RNA of Aricia agestis (brown argus), 2555 nucleotides long. RefSeq names its product nucleolar protein dao-5-like. Lineage: Eukaryota; Metazoa; Arthropoda; Insecta; Lepidoptera; Lycaenidae. The record is from RefSeq and is a predicted model, not a curated record. The coding region runs from base 341 to 2548 and encodes 735 amino acids. The transcript is spliced from 5 exons.